AUGCACCACUGGUCAGAGCAGAUACAAAUUAACCAGCUUAUUUUAGGUAUGGGCGCUGGUUCGUUCUUGGACGAGUAUAUUCUCGGUCGCGAUAUCCCAGAAGCAGUCAGCAUCUGGUGUACAGACCUCAGUUACGAGCUGGAUAAGGCUGAGAUCUGUGGCUACGAUAUCUCGGAUCUCUCGUACCCGCCCUCAGCCACACUCCCGAGGAAUGUCAAGCUGGGCAAGUUGGAUGCACUAUCCGAUUCACCGGAGGAGUACCGGGGUGCAUUCGACGUCGUGCAUCUGCGGCUGUGGAUCUGCGUGAUUCGAGACAACUGCCCGGAUAAGUUGAUUGAGGUCGCUACGGCUAUGCUAAGUGAGUUGAUCUUCUCAUGCAUCAGGUCUGGGCUGAUCGAGUUGCUAGAGCCGGGCGGCUACAUCCAGUGGGAGGAGAUCGGACGAGAUACCAGCUUGGUGACAUCCAGUCCCAUGCAGCGCUUGGAGAACCUCUAUGGCAGACAGCUGGAGAGUGAGAGAAUCGAUCCAAGUCCCAUGGCCUCUCGCCCCGUCAUCGCCAUUGCCGGCUUGGCCUGCGAAACCUCCGCCUUCACCCCCGCACGCACCCACGCGGCCGCCUUCCACCCACGCCGCGGCCACGAAAUCCUCGACGAAUACCCCUUCCUGCGCCCCAACACUCCCCUCGGCGACGCAGCAUCCUGGCAUGGCGCAUUGAUCGGUCACGCACUGCCCGGGGGAGUCGUCGUCCGUGCCGACUUCGAAGCCCUAGCAAUCGAGAUCGUCUCCCGACUCACCCAAAUUGCAGCCUCGACACCGAUCGACGGACUAUGGUUUGACAUCCACGGUGCUAUGGUAGUGGAGGGACUAGACGACGCGGAGUUCGAGCUCCUCGGUCGGAUCCGCAGGGUCGUCGGGCCGCAGUGCGUCGUCUCCGCGUCGAUGGAUCUCCACGGAAACGUGUCGCGCAAUCUGGUCCACCAGACCGAUCUGAUCACCUGUUAUCGCAUGGCACCGCACGAGGAUGAGACGGAGACAAAGGAACGCGCGUGUCGGAACUUGGUGGAUCUGCUGCUUCGUCGGGAUUGCCCACCCAGUGCGACCGUGCGCCCGCGCCCGCUCAAAGCAUGGAUCCCCCUGCCCAUCUUGCUGCCGGGGGAGCAGACUUCCACCCGUGUGGAGCCGGCCAAAGGGUUGUAUGCGCUUGUGCCUGAGGUCCAGGCGGGGGACGGGGUGAUCGACGCGGCGAUCUGGGUGGGCUACGCGUGGGCGGACGAGCCGCGCAACCGCGCGGCGGUCGUCGUGACGGGGUGGGGGGAGGGGGCGGUGGUGGCGGGGGCGCAGCGGCUGGCCGAGUCGUUCUGGGAUGCACAUGCGGAGUUCCACUUCGUUGGGCCCACGGGGUCGUUUGCCGAGUGCAUCGAUGUGGCGCUGGCGUCUGCGCCCGGGGCGCGGCCGUUCUUUAUCUCGGACUCCGGCGACAACCCUACCGCUGGUGGGUCGGGUGAUGUCACCUGGGGGCUGGCUCGAUUGUUGGAGCGACCAGAGUUCCAGGGGCCCGAUGGACCGCUGGUGAUCUAUGCCAGCUUGCCGGGGCCGCAGGCCGUGCGGACCAUGGUGGAUGCAGGGGUGGGUGCCACGGUGACGGUCACGGCGGGGGCGGAGGUGGAUGCCGUCCAUGCAGGGCCGAUCACCUUGACCGGGCGCGUGCAUGCGAUCAAGCAUGGUGACAAGGAUGCCCGGGUCGAGGCUGUGUUGCAGGUCGGCUCGAUGUUUGCGAUCCUGACGCAGCUCCGCAAGCCCUAUCAUCAUGAACGGGAUUUUACUGAUCUGCAGCUGGCCCCUCGGAAGGCCGAUCUAGUAAUUAUCAAAAUCGGAUACUUGGAGCCAGAGUUGUUUGAGAUGGCUGCCGACUGGAUGCUGGCGCUGACUCCAGGGGGUGUCGAUCAAGACCUCGUCCGUUUGGGACACCGCCGCAUUCGUCGUCCUAUGUGGCCUUUUGACACUGUCUUCCCUUCUCCUCCCGAUCUUCGUGCGCGACUUAUUCCUUCUUCGGAUCAGACGCUGUCAGCGCCGGAUGAAUAG
Messenger RNA from Aspergillus brunneoviolaceus CBS 621.78, 2082 nucleotides. Its product is annotated as M81 family metallopeptidase. The transcript has 4 exons. NCBI's taxonomy places the organism in Eukaryota, Fungi, Ascomycota, Eurotiomycetes, Eurotiales, Aspergillaceae. Bases 1 to 2082 code for a protein of 693 amino acids. The record is from RefSeq and is a predicted model, not a curated record.